Xiphias gladius (swordfish) is the source of this 1295-nucleotide messenger RNA. RefSeq names its product SEBOX homeobox (gene sebox). The transcript has 3 exons. NCBI's taxonomy places the organism in Eukaryota, Metazoa, Chordata, Actinopteri, Istiophoriformes, Xiphiidae. Bases 1 to 1035 code for a protein of 344 amino acids. The record is from RefSeq and is a predicted model, not a curated record. Gene Ontology annotation, molecular function: DNA binding.
AUGGCUCUGUUCAUGGACUCGGACUUCUCUCUAUUCAUGCAGAACCAGCAGAAAGACAUGAUGGAUUUUAAAGCGUUAUUUGGAGAACAGGAUCACUGUAAAGUUUUGAACGUUUGUCUUCCUGCUCUGCUUUUAUUCCAAGAUGUCCGGGGUGAGGGCGCCGUGUCCUCCCCGGAGCCGGACAGAGCCGUUGGCUUGACGGAGGGUCAGAGGAAGAGGAAGAGGACCAUCUUCAGCCGAGCGCAGCUGUCGGAGCUGGAGCAGGCCUUCGCUGUGACUCCCUACCCGGACAUCACCCUGAGGGAGAGGCUGGCCGCGCACACACACCUGCCCGAGAGCAAGAUACAGGUGUGGUUCCAAAACAGAAGAGCCAGAAGUAUCAAGACUGGCAGACUCCCCAAGCCCUCCAAGCAUGUGCUGGGGGGUAGAGGGGCUGCAGAGCACUCUCCUGGACCCAUGACCUCCACCUUCCCCACAACGAGCACCCUGCAAGACAUAUUCAGGCAAGAGCAGAACCACCACUCUGAGGAUGGUCCGCCAAUUUGCUCCGACUGGAUCCAAAUCUACAGCAACCCUGUAUCAUCGCCACCAUCCUCCUCUUCUCUCCACCAGCAGCCCACACUGGGCCCCUCAGAGUCUCGUCUCUGGGAGGAGGAGCACCACCGGCAGCAGCACUUGGGAGCAGCACUCCCUGGUUUUCUUCCUAGUUCGUUUUCCCAGCCCAUCACCAGGCAGUCUCACCACGCUGCCUCAUCCCGCUCGUAUCAGGCUUUCAGGAACUUCAAGCCCCAGAGCUUGGUUCCAUCUGGGGCUCAUCAGGCUAUGUACGGAGGCAGCACUGGAUAUGGAGGUCAAGCUGCUGUGGACCAGGUAGUCCCUUCUCACCCUCAGCCGGUGUACUGGGAGGUAACUCAGGGCCAAGGACACCACCACCACCAUCAUCACCACCCACAAAUGGCACCACAGACCUCAAUGGGGUACAUCUCAGACCUGAUCUACAACGCUGCUAUUGUCACCAACUUUCUCGAAUUCUGAUGACCCAGGGUGUGGAGCAUUAGCUGUUAAAACUGGACAGCGCCCAUUUCUGUCACAUUCCCUUGUAUUUCCCUUUACAACAUUUUCUCCAUCUCAGACUCUCCUGUGUGUUACCAGAUUUGAUUUUACAUCAAACAAACCUGUAAUAUACAAUAUAUAUGUGUAGAGUUGUUAUGUUGAUGUUGGUUCCUUCUUGUCCUUGUUUUUUUAUGUUUUCUGUAAUGUGUUGCAUAUUGUAGGGAAUAAAUUGAUUUAUUUCA